Messenger RNA from Sorghum bicolor (sorghum), 1776 nucleotides. Its product is annotated as protein IQ-DOMAIN 1. The transcript is spliced from 4 exons. Gene Ontology annotation, molecular function: protein binding. NCBI's taxonomy places the organism in Eukaryota, Viridiplantae, Streptophyta, Magnoliopsida, Poales, Poaceae. The record is from RefSeq and is a predicted model, not a curated record. Bases 267 to 1547 code for a protein of 426 amino acids.
CCGCCGUUCGAAAUUUGAAUCCCCGCGGAACACGAUCGACGAACCGGUUCGUUUGCUCCUCCCCACACCGUCGUGGCCGAAAAGGACAACGGCUACCUCCUCCACCACCCCCACUACUUCACUGGUCCUUCCAUUUUGUCGCUUCCCGUCUCGCCUCGGCUUCGUCUUCUCCUCCUCCAUAUCCCAGUGCCGACCGCGGAGUGCCCCCACACAACCAAAGCGGAAGCUUCGGUCGAGCAGAGCGCGUCUCGUGUUGCGCGGCGCCGAUGGGGGCGUCGGGGAAGUGGAUCAAGUCGCUGGUGGCCAUGAAGGCGCCCGAGAAGGCGGCGGGGCAUAAGGGCGGCCGCAAGUGGCGUCUGUGGCGGACCUCGUCCGCCGCGUCUAGGGCCAGCGCCGGCGAGGGCAGUGCGCUGGCGUCCGAGGCUUCUUCGGCGUCGGCGGACUCGUUCAGUUCGGUCCUCGCCGCCGUGGUCCGCGCUCCCCCCAGGGAUUUCCUGCUCAUCAGGCAGGAAUGGGCCGCCGUCCGCAUCCAGACCGCAUUCCGCGCGUUCUUGGCGAGACGGGCGUUGAAGGCGCUGAGGGGCAUCGUCCGGCUGCAGGCGCUGGUGCGCGGCCGGCUCGUGCGCAAGCAACUGGCCGUCACGCUCAAGUGCAUGCACGCGCUGCUGCGGGUGCAGGAACGCGCCCGGGAGCGCCGAGCGCGCUCCUCCGCCGACGGCCACGGCUCCCAGGGCCAGGACGCGCUCAACGGCCGUGCCAGUUCUAUCAAAGACGCUAUGGAACAAUGGUGUGACCACCAAGGAUCUGUUGAUGAUGUAAGAUCAAAGUUACACAUGAAGCAUGAAGGUGCAGCAAAGAGAGAAAGGGCUAUUGCCUAUGCUCUGUCUCACCAGCCUCGGGGUUCAAAACACAAGGGAAGACCAAGCUCUCCUGCUAGCUGUGUUAGAAGCCAUGAGCCUAAUCACGACUUGAGUUACUUGGAAGGAUGGAUGGCGACAAAGCCAUGGGAGACCAGAAUCAUGGAAGGAAAUCACACCGACUCGCAGCUUGCGAAGAACUGCAAGGAGCAGAACUUGCCUGCCUCCAAGCUUUCCGAUGCUAGCUCAGUCAAAAUCAGAAGAAACAAUGUCACAACCAGGGUAGCAGCAGCGAAGCCACCGCCUCCUUCAUUGCUGUCAGCCUCUUCUUCUGACUCCGUGUGUGACGAGAGCUCUCCAUCGAGAUCAUCGGUGACCCUGACGUCUGCUACCAACACCAUCUUAGCAUCAGAAGCAAGGUCAGACAGUGGCAACAACGCCGGAGGACCGAACUACAUGAGCUUGACCAAGUCUGCCAAAGCGAGGCUGAGUGGCUGCAGCAGCAGCCACCGAGGGUCGUCGUUCCAGCGGCAACGGUCCGGGGACAUGUCAAGGGUGGCCCUGUCUUCAAUCGACACCCAGAGCAACGCAGGCUCGGAGAUUUCAGUCACCUCCAGGAGACUGAACAGCAUGUCCCUGAAAGGCAGCCGGAGCAUGCCGAGAAGCUUGGACAAGGAGAAUGACGUUUGAUCGAUCGAUCAAUGGACAAACAAAUCCUUUAUAACCAUAUAUAUAUAUAUUUGCUGCAGAUAUCAUCAUCCUAGUUUAGUGUGAGUUGUGCACAUCCAAUCGAUGUCCAGAUCCUAAUUUUCUUCUUGUCUGUAGUCUACCGAUAAAUUAUGUAAGUACUUAUUAGCAUGCAAAGGGCAAUUACCUUGCGUUCUAUUUAAGAGUCGUGACGGAUGUUGAUAGUAUCUUA